Molecule: messenger RNA, 1284 nt
Organism: Anopheles bellator
Lineage: Eukaryota; Metazoa; Arthropoda; Insecta; Diptera; Culicidae
Product: muscle-specific homeobox protein tinman-like
Exons: 3
Coding region: 1-1284 (427 amino acids)
Biological process (GO): cell differentiation; regulation of transcription by RNA polymerase II
Cellular component (GO): nucleus
Molecular function (GO): RNA polymerase II cis-regulatory region sequence-specific DNA binding; DNA-binding transcription factor activity, RNA polymerase II-specific
Source: RefSeq, a predicted model, not a curated record
AUGCUGCAGCAAGGAUACUACGACGUGACGCACUCCGAUAGCUGCACCGGUAGCGAAUCCAACAACAACACGCCCUUCUCGGUGAAGGACAUCCUGAACCUCAAUAUGGUCGAGUCCGGCGCUGGAACGGUGGACGGUGGAUAUCUCAACUGUCAAAUGGAAAGCUCUUCCGGUCACUUCUCGCCGUACGCCAACUACUCCGGGUACGACCCGGCGUAUCACUCGUCGGAUCCGUACGGUCUGAUACCUCACGGCUAUCUGUCGCAAGCCCACCCUCACCACCACGAUCUCGGCUACGGACCAUCGUCGUACGACUUCACCAGCCCGUCGGCGUCCGCGACUUCAGGUUCCGGGCAUGGGCCACCCCCGCACUACUCCCACGUACAGUCCUUCGGCUACCACGCUGGUGGGCCCGUGUCCUCGGCCUCCUCGGCCUCAGCCCUCAGCUCAGAGCUAGACCAGCCCAGCUACGCCGGAUCGGGCGGCAGGACACGUAACGCCGGAGACCAACAGUGCCACUUUCAAGCUCAGGACGUCCGAAGCAUCAUUCUGGACACGAGCCUGGACGAGCUGCCGAGCCCGGUCAGUCCCAUCGGUGCCACGCCGACCAAGCUGAAGGACGAGUGCUUCACGAGCCCAACGACCUGUGUCACGUCCGAGCACGUGCAGGAACUGGACAGCCUCUGCCAAAUGAACAACAACAACAAUGAGGACGAGAUGCUGCAAAAGGAAAGCAACACCCAACUGGUGACGUCAUCGCGCUGCGAGCUGCGCAAGAACGGGAAGCUGCGCUCGAAGCGGAAACCGCGCAUCCUCUUCUCGCAGGCCCAAGUCCUGGAGCUGGAGCGGCGGUUCCGCCAGCAGCGUUACCUGUCCGCGCCGGAGCGCGAAACCCUGGCCAGCCUCCUGAAGCUCACCCCGACGCAGGUUAAGAUCUGGUUCCAGAACCGGCGCUACAAGUCCAAACGCGUGCAGCUCGAGACGGGGCCACCAUCGUUGAAGUGUGACGCACCGGGGCCGCCGGGCGUCCACUGCCCCUCCAGUGACUCCGGGUCCAGCGGCAAGGACUACGAUGACCUGAGCGUCGCCCUCGGCUCGACUCCGGCCACCUACGGACCAUCGCUCGUGGGCUCCGUAAGCCUGGGACCACCGACGUCCGGAGGGGCACCUCCACCGCCACCGCCGUAUUCCGCUUACGGCAUCCACUACUCGGACCAGUACGGGACGCCUCCGCCACCUGCCUCGACGAACGCGUUCUACGACCAGAAACCGGCCUACUGGUAG